AUGUCUUUAGCCAAAUUCAUACAAUAUAUUGAAAUAAGCUUUUUGAAUGAAUUUUGGAAUGCUCUCAUGCCGGAAUCGCAAGUAAGACCUUCUUUUCAAUAAUGCCUUAGGUAUUUUAUGAUCGUGGAAACGAGAUUUUCAUUUUCAGAGAAUUAACUCAAAUAUUUAUAAUCUUCAAAAAUCAACUACAAACAGUGGUGAGAAUUAAGAUCCCACAUAUUGGACCGAUUUACAGCAUGAAUGUCCAAUAGGAUCUAUCAUAUGUUGCAUAUUAAACAACUGAAAACCAAUUGGUAAUUUGUUCUCAAGAAAUGCUUAGUACUUGUUUUCGACAAAAGCAAAUAGGCAAUUCAAUUACACAGUUCAAACAGAGAAGAAUUCAUAAAUUAUAUAGUUUGAAUGGGCCAAAGGUUGUUUGGGACUAUUUGACAUACUCGUGGUUGAAAAUCACGGAAUACAUCUCCUUAAAAUAGAGGAUUAAGUGAGGAAAGUCAAGUUUUUAUAACAAAAGAUCAGUUGGUGUUGGUAUGAACCAAAAAAUGAGGUGCUGGCCACCUGCAGCACUCAUCAUAAUGGCUUGAUAUCCACAUAUUACUUUAAGGAAAAGCGAAAAGAUUUCAAAUUCAAAGGGCAGGAUUUUCCUUUAGAAGAUUUCGAACCAAAAGAAGGUACUUCAGCCUUUGCUUCACUAUUUAAAUCCAAAAAAACAGACACCUAACUAUUUAGUGCUCCCACCGAUAAGAAAAACAAAGAUUUAAGUUAAGAUGACUAACAAAUCGACUCAAUUUAUAGAGUCUAUUUAAUAUACUUGUAUGGGAAAUCACUCUUGGCCUAUUCGAAUUCAACAACUGGUCACUUGUUAUUCUAUUAACUAUAAUAUGAGAAAAUAACUAAGAAGGAUCCACUUAAAUUUUAUCCUGACAGUGCUGUAAUUCAUUUUUAUUAGAUCUUAGGUUAAUCUUUCAGUUGUUGAUAAUCUCAUAGUCUUAUCUUCUUAUAACGAAAAAGUGUCUAUUUACUUCGAUAUCCAAUACAAAAAAAAUCCUGAUGUUCCCCUAGAAAAACCCUAAUGCAUCUUAUAAUAUUAAGAAACUUAGCCUAAUAAAUAUCAAGAAACAGAAAAGAAGCAGGGCAUUCAGAAUGAUUAGACAUAGAAUUAAUCAUCAGCAAUGAAAGAGCAAAAAUAGGAACUUGAUGAAAAAGGUGAUGUGAAGGAGGAGGAUGAAUCGAAAUAGAAUUAGAAAUAGAAUGUAACAUAAAUGGAACAGUAAGAUCAUAAAUAAAAUUAAAUUCAGAAUUCACAUAUUUAAUAAAAUGAGGAAGUUCAAUAGUAUGGUGCUUCUUAGUUUAUUUAUGAUGUUUAAACUUUAAUCCAAGAAAUCAGAUAGUCUGAAGAGUUUUCUCAAACAUUCUAAGUGAAAAUGAAACUUCAUCAACUCUCACGAAAUCAUGCUUAAUUAAAGGAAGAAUAAAGCAAUAUUUGUAAUAUUUAUGUUAAUAUUUAGAUGAAUAGAGUUGUAUUUAUUAGUAGGAUGACUUGAUAAUUAAUUACAAAGACAAAUAGAUUUACUAAUUUAAGUUAAAUUUAAAAUACUUACCAAAGAUCUUUAAUGAAUAUUCAGAUGCAUUUUGUGCAUUAUUAGGGAGAAACGAUUGUAAAAAUGCCGUCUUUCAAUUCUUAAUAUAAUUGGCAUUGAAUAAUGAGCCAAUUUAGCUCUUUUCCUAAAUCUACAAAUACAUUUUAGAUAUUUAUGUAAGAUCCUUGUAAGAAAAAACAGGAAAUACUCCAGCAGAAAAACUAUAAAAUGGAUUCACUGUACUAUAGCCAUCAGAUUUAGCAACCCAUUUUUUUAAAUGCUUAUCUGAGGAUGGAAACAUGAAGAAAUAAUUCUUAAUUGAAAUUCUGAUUGAGUUUAUUCGAAAAUUCUAGGAGAAGCUAAAGGAUUACAGGAUUUCAAUCAGCGAAAUCUAAAAUCUAUUAAUCAAAUUAUUAAUCAAGACUAAUAGAUAUACUCAAUUGCAUUUUCUAAUUCAAUAUCAAGUUUUAACUGAUAACCUAGACUUUGCAAAACUAUUGACUGAAAUCAGCAGCAAAGAAAUUAUUGAUUAAAGGAAUCUAUAACCUUACGAACCAGCUUUCUAGUUAGGAGCAGAUAUGUACUUCAGAUUAUAAAGGUAUGAAGAACUUCUAGAAUAAUUGUUAAAAUUUGGAAAAGUAUAUGCAUAACGUUAUUUUAGUUUCAUGACGCAGCCUUUUUACUUUAAAAGAUACCAAAUAUAAGAAUGAAAUUUGAACCAAUCUAACACGGCAUCAGAUAUGCUGAUUGCUCAAAAGAGGAUUUGAUUGUAUUCUUAGAAGAUGCAUAUAGAAAAUAAAAAACUCAAUUUAGUAGUGCAGAAGUGAAAGCUUUAUGA
Paramecium octaurelia is the source of this 2415-nucleotide messenger RNA. The record is from the annotation of a GenBank genome assembly. Lineage: Eukaryota; Ciliophora; Oligohymenophorea; Peniculida; Parameciidae.